Messenger RNA from Trachemys scripta elegans, 2651 nucleotides. It is a transcript of the gene XNDC1N, whose product is annotated as short transient receptor potential channel 2. Gene Ontology annotation, molecular function: damaged DNA binding. Gene Ontology annotation, biological process: single strand break repair; base-excision repair. The record is from RefSeq and is a predicted model, not a curated record. Gene Ontology annotation, cellular component: nucleus. Bases 470 to 1729 code for a protein of 419 amino acids. The transcript is spliced from 11 exons. NCBI's taxonomy places the organism in Eukaryota, Metazoa, Chordata, Testudines, Emydidae.
UGACCUUUAAUCCCUCCGGCUGCUCCCCUCCGAGAGAGGAAAAAAGCAUAAUAAUGAUGGGAGCAUCGUUAUAAUUAGCGUAAUAAUUGUGGGGUGAGAGAGAAAUAAAUAAAAUAUUUACAAAUAGCCCCAGCGGGGGGGUCAAAGGUCAGGCGGGUUUUGGCGGGAGAGCGCGGCUUCGUUCCCCCGGCCCUUCGCUCCCGCCUCAGCAGUGCGCAGACUCACCCCUGCGGCGUCUCCUGCUGGUCUCUCAGGGAAUUAGCUCAAUCCAGCCUCCGGCGCACCCUCUGCAGGCCGGUGAUCCGCCUUGCCGCUUCGGGCCCCCGUGUCCUUCCCAGGACCCCGGUGCCCUUAUCGUGGGUGCUGCCACCCUGGAGACGCUGACGGACCAGAUGGAGUGAGAGUGUGUUUCCGGGAAACCCAGAGGAACCUUGGAGCAGGCAGCUGGGAGUUUUCUGAAGAAUCAGAAAUGGCUCCAGUUAAAAUCAACCAUGUGGUGUCCUUCACCUCUCAGGACCCCAGGUAUCCAGUAGAGAAUCUGCUGCGCGACGAUGGCAUUCACCCUUGGCUGAGCUGCCCCCAGGAUCGGAGCAGGCAGCUGAAAGUGGAGCUGCAGCUGGAACGGGCGAGUCCUAUUGGCUACAUAGACGUAGGGAACUGCGGCUGUGCCUUCCUCCAGGUGGAUGUGGGGCGCUCCUCCUGGCCGCUGGACCAGCCCUAUGUUACCCUGGUGCCCAGCGCUACGCUGAUGACGCCGGCUGACUCGAAGCUGGACAGGAACCGCUCCGGGGUCCGGAUGUUUAAAGAGGGGGAUUUCCUGGCGGCAGCACUGGGCGAGAAGUGGGAUCGCGUGAGGAUCACCUGCAGCCAGCCCUUCAACAAGCAGGUCCAAUUUGGCCUCUCCUUCAUCCACAUCCGCACCCCGUUGGACCCCGAUCACAGCCAGGCGACUCCAGUUCCGCCCCAGACGGGUCUCGAGCCUGCAGCCAGCCCCUGGCUCGCCAGCCCCGCCUUUCGCAGGACGUUUUUCCCGGAGGUGCAGCCGAGCAAGGGGGAGGAGGAGGAACUGAAGAGCCGAUUGCAGCUGCCGGAGCCCAGCUGUGGGCCUCAUCCCCGCAGCCCGACCUGUCUCAGCCGGACAGCCAGGAUGGUGCUGUCAGCGGCCCAGUCGCGCAGCCGCACUCUCCAGCCGGGCCCCAGCGCCACCUCUUUGGCCGCUGAGAGAUCGGGGAGCAGCCGGGGACAGCAGGGUGAAGAUGCAGCCGUGAACCGCCCUGUGCAGGAUGUCCAUGAUGCUCCACCCCUGAGGAGGGUCCGGGUGAAGCCAAGCAGGAGACGAAGAUCGCAAGGCACCGCAGGGAGGUCAAUGCCCAGGCCUGGUACCCAGGGAGGAAGAGCCAGGAGCUGGGGAGGAAGGCCUGGCAAGCUGGAUGAUGGUGGAGAGGCAGGCGGGGAGAUGGGCACAUGCCCCAUCUGUGCAGGCUGCUUCAGCACAGAUCUCCUUCCCGUUCACGCCUCCACCUGUGGGGAAGAUGGCUCCCUUCCAGACACCGCCUGGCCAUCCCCGCCACGGGAAGAUCCCCGGCGCGAGGAGCCCCCCGAGGCUUGGGUGCCGUGUCCCAUCUGUGAGUUCCGGUUCAGCACAGCAGAGGUGGAGAGGCAUGCCAGCACCUGUGGGGAGCAGGCAGGAACCCUGGAGACCCCCCACUCCUGGCUGUGGGUGGAAUAGGGCUGGCAGGGCCAAGCUGGGCCAUAGAGGCACUACGCUGGCACACGCCCCCUAUCGCCCCAUCAGCCCCGUAUUGAGGUAUCCCUGUGUCUGAGCCUUCGGGUCACUCUGCUCAGCUGGGUUGGAGCCUCCUUUGGACUACAGGGCCGUCGCCGUCAUGGUGACACUGGGACACAGGCCCCAUGCCAUGGGCAUCCUGGAAUGCGUUCAGCCCUGGGGCAAAUCCAUUGACUUCAGAAGGAUCACAGCAGGGAUGGUCUAAGAGCUUUACGGCACAGAACAAAACGAUGGUCCUGCCCCAAAUUGCUUACAACCUAAGCGUACGACAAGAGGCAACAGGCGGAGACAGACUAAAAGGGGAGCACAAGGAAACAAAGACUGUAUUAGCCAGCACAGCAGGCGGGGGUCUCAGCAUAUCAGUAGCCUGACCACUGUCAAGUUUUUUGUCAGCCUCACAGCAAAGGAGAGUUGAGGGGGGAUUGGAAGGAGGACAAUGAUGACUCAGCCAGAGCCAGGCAGACGGACACAUUCACAUACACCUGUGAUGCAGGGAUGGACUGUUUGCAGUGUUGGUGGAGCUAUGUAGGUCCCAUAGAGAGACAAGGUGCGGGAGGAGCUACCUUUUAUAGGACCAACGUCUGGUUGGUCAGAGAGACAGGCUUUCGAGCCCCACAGAGUUCUUCUUCAGGUCUGGGAAAGGCACUUUGAGUGUCACAGCUAAAUACAAGGUGCGACAGGUUGUUAAGCAUAAGGAGUUAACACAUGUUGGAAGAGACCAUUCCAGGUGAAGUGGGCGGCUAACUCCUCUGCAGUCACAUGCCAAAGGAGUCUUCGCGGGUUAUGGAUUGUUGUAAUGAGCCAUAAAUCCAGUAUCUUUAUCAAAUCUGUAAUUUUUGGUGUCUAGCAAAGUUAAGAACAUAAG